This is a messenger RNA of Talaromyces proteolyticus, 5392 nucleotides long. Its product is annotated as putative class V myosin. Gene Ontology annotation, biological process: actin filament organization; vesicle transport along actin filament. The record is from RefSeq and is a predicted model, not a curated record. Gene Ontology annotation, cellular component: myosin complex; vesicle; cytoplasm. Gene Ontology annotation, molecular function: ATP binding; microfilament motor activity; actin filament binding. Bases 391 to 5124 code for a protein of 1577 amino acids. The transcript is spliced from 7 exons. NCBI's taxonomy places the organism in Eukaryota, Fungi, Ascomycota, Eurotiomycetes, Eurotiales, Trichocomaceae.
UAAUGCUGCACUUGCGUAGCUCAUUGGGUGCUCAUUGGACCCCGGCGGCUUUGGCCACCCCGGCCGCCUUUAAGCUGCCUCAGGGGCUCCGGCUCGCUAGUGGCCAGCUUUGCCCAGAUACAUUUCGCCUGUCCCAGAACAAUCUCAGAGCCGACCUUGUUUUCUCGCUAUAUCCCUGUAUGUCGUUGACAAAGCGACCGUGGGCUUUUCCAGGCUUGUUUGCCAUAUAUUUCUAGUUAUUUGUUGUUAUUCCUAGAGAAACCUGUCAUCUUCGUUUUCCCUUCUAGAUGCCGGCUCAGGUCCUAAACUGGUGAUACUUGGCCUUUUUCCUUUUCGGAUUGUUUCGCUUCACUGGACCCUUCAACGACGCAAGAAGUUCGGCGAACCAUUAUGGCUCAUAGUUACGAUAUAGGGACUGCUGCGUGGCAGCCAGACCCGACAGAAGGCUGGGUUGCCUCGGAGGUUAAAGAAAAGACAGUUGAUGGCGAGAAAGUGACACUCGUGUUCCUUCUCGAAAAUGGAGAGUCAAAAACGGUUGAAACAACUCUUGCGGAGUUUCAGGUUCCCAACAACCCGUCAUUACCGCCCUUGAUGAAUCCAGCGAUGCUCGAGGCUAGCGAAGAUCUUACGAAUUUAUCACAUCUGAAUGAACCUGCUGUCUUACAAGCUAUUAAGUUGCGAUAUGCUCAAAAAGAGAUCUAUACAUACAGUGGCAUCGUUCUUAUCGCAACAAACCCAUUUGCUCGGGUCGAUUCCCUUUAUGUCCCACAGAUGGUGCAGGUAUAUGCUGGAAAGCAACGUGCUUCCCAAGCACCCCAUCUUUUUGCUAUCGCAGAGGAGGCUUUUGCGGACAUGCUACGAGACGGCAAGAAUCAGACAAUUGUGGUAUCUGGUGAAUCUGGAGCUGGAAAGACUGUUAGCGCAAAAUACAUUAUGCGAUACUUUGCCACGCGAGACUUUUCAGACCAGCCUGGGCGCUUUACAACAGGGAGGUCUGAGACCAUUAGCAAGACGGAGGAGCAAAUUUUGGCUACAAAUCCGGUCAUGGAAGCUUUUGGAAACGCCAAAACGACCCGAAAUGACAAUUCUUCACGUUUUGGAAAGUACAUCGAGAUUAUGUUCGAUUCCAAAACGAAUAUUAUAGGAGCGAAGAUUCGAACGUACUUGCUAGAGCGAUCAAGGCUCGUUUUUCAGCCGCUCAAGGAGCGAAAUUAUCACAUUUUCUACCAGCUUGUCGGCGGUGCGACAGAUGCUGAGCGUGAAGAACUUGGCCUGCUGCCGGUAGAAGAUUUCGAUUAUCUCAAUCAGGGAGCCACGCCUAUAAUUGAUGGGGUAGACGACAAGGCAGAAUUUGAUGCUACUCGGCAAUCACUUUCCACAAUUGGAGUUUCUGACGCUACUCAGUCCUCCAUUUUCCGCGUUCUGGCGGCUUUGCUUCAAUUAGGAAAUGUGAAGAUAUCUGCAACACGUAGUGACUCUUCACUUUCACCGACCGAACCGUCUCUUGUGAGAGCUUGCGAAAUGCUGGGUAUUGAUGUGAAUGAGUUUGCGAAGUGGAUUGUUAAAAAACAACUUAUUACCCGUGGAGAGAAAAUUGCAUCAAAUCUCACUCAACAACAAGCUAUAGUGGUUCGAGACUCAGUAGCUAAAUUCAUCUACUCGAGUCUGUUUGAUUGGCUGGUGGAUAAGAUCAAUCGCGCUCUCGCUACUGAUGAAGUUAUGAGUCAGGUGAAAUCCUUUAUAGGUGUUUUGGAUAUCUACGGUUUUGAACAUUUUGCCAAAAAUUCUUUUGAGCAAUUUUGCAUCAACUAUGCGAACGAGAAAUUACAACAAGAAUUCAAUCAGCACGUGUUCAAGCUCGAGCAGGAAGAAUAUGUGCGUGAGCAAAUCGAUUGGACGUUCAUCGACUUUUCCGACAACCAACCCUGUAUAGACCUCAUCGAAGGCAAACUUGGUAUUUUGUCUUUGCUUGACGAGGAAUCUCGGUUGCCGAUGGGCUCUGACGACCAGUUUGUGACCAAAUUGCACCACAAUUUUGCAGCAGACAAACAAAAAUUCUACAAGAAACCUCGCUUCGGGAAAUCUGCUUUCACAGUAUGCCACUAUGCUGUAGACGUGACGUACGAAUCGGAUGGCUUCAUCGAGAAAAACCGAGACACUGUACCUGAUGAACACAUGGAAGUUCUCAAGAAUUCUACAAAUCCCUUUAUCAAAGAAAUACUCGAUGCUGCUUCUGCCGUCCGUGAGAAAGAUUCGGCAGCGAUCUCCUCCAAACCCGUGGCAGCUCCAGGUCGACGAAUUGGUGUGGCAGUCAAUCGGAAGCCGACACUGGGAGGCAUAUUCAAAUCAUCUCUCAUCGAGCUCAUGCACACAAUAAAUUCCACAGAGGUACACUACAUUCGAUGCAUCAAGCCAAAUGAGGCGAAAGAAGCGUGGAAAUUCGAAGGCCCAAUGGUCCUCAGUCAACUCCGGGCUUGUGGUGUGCUUGAGACUGUUAGAAUUAGUACAGCUGGUUAUCCCACGAGGUGGACAUAUGAGGAGUUUGCUCUUCGGUAUUAUAUGCUUUGUCACUCUUCCCAGUGGACAUCCGAAAUCAAAGAAAUGUGUCAUGCCAUUCUACGCAAGGCACUUGGGGACAUUAGCCAUCAGAAGCAAGAUAAGUAUCAACUUGGUUUGACUAAAAUUUUCUUCAGAGCCGGCAUGCUUGCGUUUUUGGAGAAUCUGAGAACCUCAAGAUUGAAUGAGUGUGCAAUUAUGAUCCAAAAGAAUCUCAAAUGCAAGUACUAUCGGCGUAGGUAUCUAGAAGCUCGGGAGUCGAUCUUGACGACGCAAGCACUUAUCCGUGCCUUUUUAGCAAGGCAGCGCGCAGAAGAGAUGCGUCAGAUCAAGGCUGCAACCACCAUUCAAAGAGUCUGGAAAGGUCAGAGACAGCGGAAGGCGUAUAAUGAGAUUCGCAACAACUUGGUGCUUUUUGAAUCCGUUGCUAAGGGUUUCCUCUGCCGACGAUCCAUUUUGGAAAAGAGAGAUGGCGAUGCAGCAAAGACCAUACAACGUGCAUUCCGCUCUUGGAGGCAAUUGCGUGAUUGGCGACAGUACCGCCGGAAGGUUAUAAUUAUCCAGAAUCUUUGGAGAGGAAAGCAGGCUAGACGCCAGUACAAGACACUCCGAGAGGAGGCUCGUGACCUGAAACAAAUAUCAUACAAGCUGGAAAACAAGGUGGUUGAGCUCACCCAGUCUCUAGGCUCGCUGAAGCGGGAGAACAAGUCUCUCCUCGGCCAGCUAGAGAACUACGAAAAUCAAUUGAAAUCGUGGCGUAGCCGUCACAAUGCCUUAGAAACUCGCUCUAAGGAACUUCAAGCUGAGGCCAAUCAAGCUGGUAUUACGGCUGCACGUCUAACAGCUAUGGAAGAAGAAAUGGCCAAGCUUCAGCAAAACCACAAUGAAGCGCUUACCACGAUCAAACGUCUUCAAGAAGAAGAAAGGAUAUCGCGGGAGUCCAUUCGUACUGCCGAUCUAGAGCUUGAAAAGCUCAAAAAGCUUAACUCCAACCAAGAAGAUGAAAGGUCUACCCUCCGACAUCAAUUGACGGAGCUACAGGAACAGCUUGAAGUUGCAAGGAGAUCAGGGGUUGUGAAUGGCACUAGUGGGGAAUUGCAAAAUGGCAAUGUUGCUCAGGCUCCUGCAAACGGUCUCAUCAACUUAGUGUCCUCUAAGAAGCCUAAACCGAAACGCCGUAGCGCUGGAGCGGAGAAAAUUGAUUCAGACCGGUUUAGCGGUGCAUACAAUCCCCGCCCAGUAUCUAUGGCAAUUGCCAAUUCCUCCAGCAUACGCCAAAAUGUAUCAGGACCAUCAUACUCACCUGGAUCGGACACCAUUGAAACAGAGCUCGAAAAUCUCCUAUCUGAGGAGGAGGAUUUGAAUGAAGAAGUUACAAUGGGUCUUAUCCGCAACCUCAAAAUCCCCUUACCGGGAGCGAACCCUCCACCGACCGAGAAAGAAGUCCUAUUUCCUUCCUACCUCAUUAACCUGGUCACAUCCGAGAUGUGGAAUAAUGGAUUUGUCAAAGAAUCAGAGCGUUUCCUUGCAAAUGUCAUGCAAUCUAUCCAACAGGAAGUUAUGCAGCAUGAUGGUGAUGAAGCUAUUAAUCCUGGAGCAUUCUGGCUUUCUAACGUUCACGAGAUGCUCUCAUUUGUUUUCUUGGCUGAGGAUUGGUACGAGGCUCAGAAGACUGACAAUUACGAGUAUGAUCGGUUGUUGGAAAUUGUGAAACACGAUCUUGAGAGUCUUGAAUUUAACAUUUAUCAUACAUGGAUAAAGGUGUUGAAAAAGAAGCUUUAUAAGAUGAUUGUCCCAGCCAUUAUUGAGUCUCAAUCUCUUCCUGGAUUUGUCACAAGUGAAACAAACCGCUUCUUAGGAAAGCUUCUACCAUCGAACAAUACACCGGCCUACAGUAUGGACAACCUUCUCAGUCUCCUCAACAAUGUUUUCAAGGCGAUGAAGGCAUAUUACCUUGAGGAUAGUAUCAUCAAUCAAACUAUUACAGAACUUUUACGCCUCGUGGGUGUGACGGCCUUCAAUGACUUAUUGAUGCGAAGGAAUUUCCUUUCGUGGAAACGUGGUCUGCAAAUAAAUUACAACAUUACACGGAUCGAGGAGUGGUGCAAGAGUCACGAUAUGCCUGAGGGGACUUUGAAGCUCGAACAUCUUAUGCAAGCAACAAAACUUCUUCAAUUGAAGAAAGCUACUUUGAAUGAUAUUGAGAUCAUUCAGGAUAUUUGCUGGAUGCUCUCUCCAAACCAGAUCCAGAAGCUGCUGAAUCAAUACCUUGUUGCAGACUAUGAACAACCGAUUAACGGUGAAAUCAUGAAGGCUGUUGCGUCUCGCGUCACGGAGAAGAGUGACGUUCUUCUCUUAACGGCCGUGGAUAUGGAGGACAGUGGGCCUUAUGAAAUUGCCGUGCCCCGGGUUAUUACGGCUUUGGAGACAUAUACCCCAUCUUGGCUUCAAACGCCACGGCUGAAACGUCUUGCCGAGAUCGUCUCUGCCCAAGCAAUGGCGCAGCAAGAAAAGCUUGAUCUAGUGGAAAACGGGGUCGAGGAAGAAGAGGAGGAGGACGAGGAGUGAUUCCACAUUACAUCGUUCGAUAUCACUCCAUGACAGUUUACGAUUCUACGUCUCUGCAUCGAUAUGGGUUUGAACAUGUAGUAUGUGAGUAACUUUUUAAACCUGGGAUAUAUCUAGGUUUCUACUUUUUCUUGGAGAGUUGUACUGGAUCGUCUCUCACGUGCGCACGUGGAUGACACAAUGCCUUGGUUCAAUGAAUGUAAAUUAUUAGCUAGAAUUCUGUGCGCAUCGUGCCAUAUUUUGCAAAUUUACUAUAUUUUGUCUAUCA